Osmerus eperlanus (European smelt) is the source of this 4490-nucleotide messenger RNA. It is a transcript of the gene slitrk6, whose product is annotated as SLIT and NTRK-like family, member 6. The record is from RefSeq and is a predicted model, not a curated record. Bases 429 to 3017 code for a protein of 862 amino acids. Gene Ontology annotation, molecular function: protein binding. The transcript has 2 exons. Lineage: Eukaryota; Metazoa; Chordata; Actinopteri; Osmeriformes; Osmeridae. Gene Ontology annotation, biological process: axonogenesis; regulation of presynapse assembly; positive regulation of synapse assembly. Gene Ontology annotation, cellular component: membrane.
GCUCGAAAGCAUGCAAAUGCGAAGGAACUCCCAAUAUAUCACUCUGGUAUUUCAACCGAAAUCUCACUCACUGUCGUUCAGCCUGAUAGCAGUGUUUUCAAAGAAGACAUUUGUAAGAUAGGGUUCCGGUCAUUAUGCCAAAGAAGACUGAUUUGUAAAUUAAACACGUGAUUAAGUGAGGGGAUACUACAUCCAAAGAAACUACAUUGGAAAAGGAGGCGGACUAGUGCCGUUUUUUGAGCACUACCCAUGGAAUAACCAUGUACACUUUUUAAGAUCAACGAUACACUGUCUUUGUCUUGAUAAAGAGAAUACAACGUACGAAACGAUUACAACGUUACAGAUUUUUUUAUGGACUCUAAGAAACUGUAAAACUGAGAUAAAGUGUUCGCGGUUACUUUUAAUGCGUCGAUUCUGCGCGCCUCCAAAUGGUCACCCUCUCUAAACCCAGGCGUCCUCUGGAUUACCCACUAUCUCCCUUAGCACUGCGGAUACUUCAGACAGAAAUGCUGCCCUGCAUUAUUUUCCUUUGCUUGUUUUUUGCUGCUGCUAGUUCCCAAGACAUUCAGCCCUCCAAGGCAUCUCUGAGCGAAUGCUGCGACUCUUUGUGUACCUGUGAAGAAAAAGAUGGCAUCCUGCAUCUUAACUGUGAGCAGAGAAACAUCAGCAAAAUCUCACAAAUCAAAGUGCAGUCAGAUAUACCCUUCCACCUGAAUCUGUACAAAAAUGAUUUGGUGGAGUUACGUACAGAGGACAUGGAAGGUCUUAAGAAUGCACUGUCACUGCAUCUUGGGGCUAACAGUAUUCAAGAGCUAGAACCAGGAGUAUUUAGUGCGCUUGGCUCACUGAAGAAGCUUCACAUUAAUAGCAAUUUUCUGGUCACCCUGAAAGAAGACACUUUUCAUGGCUUGGUAAAUUUGGAAUUUCUCCAGGCUGACACAAACUCCAUCCAUGUAAUUGAACCCGGGGCAUUCAACAAACUUAUCCGUCUCAAAGUUCUGAUUCUCAACGACAAUACCAUUGAGUUUCUGCCCGCCAACAUCUUCCGGUUUGUACCACUAACCCAUUUGGACCUGCGUGGUAAUCAGAUUCAGACACUGCCAUAUGUGGGGUUCCUGGAGCACAUUGGACGUAUUAUGGAACUCCUUCUUGAAGACAAUGACUGGGUGUGCGACUGUGAGAUCCUCCAUCUGAAGAUUUGGAUGGAGAACAUGAGAGCCCAGUCAGCCAUUGGGGAGGUUAUCUGCAACAGCCCCCACCACCUCAGAGGCACCAUCCUGGCCAAAGUCCGACGUGAUGUGCUCUGUCCAUCCCAUGCUGAUAUCAACUUGGAAGAGCCUUCCAAGUCUCUGGACAUGGUGGUCACGCCGUCUUCCAAAGUGGCUCAGAUUCCAAAGCUGAUGGAUGCCAAGGAUGAUGCCAAGCUCCCAACGCCAGCUCCUACUCCAGAGAGUCCUUGUGUUGAGCAGUGCUCUUGUCAUAAUCACCCUGUGGCUGGGUUUUUGAUGCAUUGUCAGGACAGAGGAAUUCAGAGGAUUUCAGAUAUUGGAAUACUUCAGCAAAGCCCCACCAAGCUUGUCUUGACAGGCAACAUGAUUCAGAGACUGUUGAAAUAUGAUUUUGUCACAUAUGAUAGUUUGGAAUUGCUCAAUUUAGCUAACAACCGCAUUGAUUACAUAGACAAUGAAACUUUUCUCAGCCUAAGCAAUCUGAAAAAACUGUACCUUAAUGGUAACCGGCUUGAAAAACUUUACCCCACCAUGUUUGUUGGGCUCCACAACCUUGAAUACCUGUAUUUGGAAUAUAAUAUCAUCAAAGACAUUGCUCCUGGUGCUUUUAAUGCUUUGCCAAAUCUAAAGCUCUUGUCUUUGAAUAACAAUCAGCUUACUUCACUCCCACUACAAAUAUUCCGCAAUGUACCCCUUACCAAACUGAAUCUGAGGAAAAAUCUGCUUAUGCACUUGCAAGUCAGCAACGUGCUGGACCAGCUUGAGUCUUUAGAACAGAUCUAUUUGGAGGACAACCCAUGGGACUGCAGCUGUGAUUUAGUCAGUCUCAAACAGUGGGUGGAGAAGCUCAGAAAAGACAUAGUUGCAGGCUCCAUUUUGUGUCACACCCCAAGGAAAGUUACCUCAGCCGAUUUGAGAUUGCUGAGACACGAGCUGCUGUGCCCUGGCCUGGUGACGUUUUACUCUUCACGUCCGGAUAUGGACGAGGCAUCAACCACGCUAGGGCCCGACCUGGCUUCGAGAGGCUUCUUCAGCUCCCUCACGGACACUGUUCCGCUCUCUGUCCUCAUCCUCAGCCUGCUUGUACUCUUCCUCGUGGUCAUUUUCUUUUCGGCGGGGAUCGUGGUGUUCAUCGUGCAUCGUCGGCGAAGAAGAGCCAAGAAGAAGCAGGCCGAGGAGCAGCCGCGGGAGAACAGCAGUCCCAUCCACUUGCAUUACAGCAUGUACGGCCAGAAAACCACCCACCACACCUUGACACAGAGGACCGGGGGCACCAUGUAUGAGGAACGCUCACACAGUCCCAUCGUCCAGAUCUGCCGCAACCCUACAUACUGCGCUCAACACAAAGAACACGAGUCGGACCUGGAUUACGACGUGGAAGAACCCUCCAAGCAUGUCUGCCGGAGCAUCAUGGAAAGAGAGAAUAUGUCCCCUCUCACAGGGUCCAAUGUGAAGUUCAGAGCCGUGCCAGGCGAGUGUCCAGCCGACUUUGUCACCCUUGGGGACGCAAACUCGCUCUACAAGAACAUACUAGAGAGGGAGAAAGAGCUACAGCAGCUUGGAAUUACAGAGUACCUCAGGAAAAAUAUGACCCAGCUGCAAUCUGCUGUGGAGAUUCAGGUCCCAGGACACCAAGAGGAGCUGAAAUUAAUGGAGACACUUAUGUACUCAAGACCACGCAAGGUCAUGGUUGAGCAAACUAAAAACGAGUACUUUGAACUCAAAGCUAACUUACACACUGAGCCCGAUUAUUUAGAGGUACUGGAGCAUCAAACUCAAUUUAACUGAAAAAGGACAAGAAAUAAAGGGGUUUAUUUUUAACAUGAUAAGUGCCUUUUCCAAUUGACGUUUUCACACCAUAUGACAAAUAAAACAUAGCAUUAUUGGAUUCACAAGCAGCACAAUUUAUUCGUAGCACAGAAUGUAUACUCAGUCUAUUUUCUUGUUAUUUAUAGACAGCACUUUGUCUGGGUGAUAACAUACUGUGUUGGCCAAAUAUAGAAUUUUGGUAUUUGGAGUAAAACUAUUUUUAGGGUAUGUGUAACGGUUACUCCUUUGACAUUUGGCUGGUCUGGACAUUUUCCAUCAAUUUUGCCAGGCUGAUAUAAUCAUAUGCCAUAGUCAGCAUGCUUCAUGUGCCAUAGAGUCAUAACCAUGCCAAGGUGUAUUUUGGGUACCUAUGGUUCUAGACCUUUUUUGGUGGUGAGUUUUACCAGUUAACCAUAUUAUUAUGUCAAUACUUAUUUUGUAUUCUAACCUGUGGCAGUUGUAAAAAAUGUGUUAUCACCAAUAUGUUUUGAGUAAACUUAGCACUUAAAAGGACGGUAUACAGUAAAAGUAUAUAGUAUUCUUGUUAUGGUAAAAAGAAUCAUUGCACUAAUCAAACGCCAUUUACAAGAUGGUGCAUGACAAUCAACAUAAUGCUGAACAACACUGUUUUAGCGUGUUCCCUUUAUCAAAGGAGCACAGCCACUGAUGUAAGGCCCUUUAUGUUAUCCUCUGUGUGUACAUGUGUGUGCACGCUGACAUCUUUGUGCUUGUGUGUGUCUGAGUUUGUGUAUGUUUUGUCAUUUUGCAAAUCAAAUCUGACCAUAAUGAUAACUGUUCGAAAACAUGCUUUAAAACACAUGGAUUUUGGUAAGUUAGUUGGUGUGAUCACUCUACAACCUUUGUUAAAAUUUAGAUAAUUUAUUCUGUAUAUGAUGUACAUAAUUAUUCACUUAUCUUUGUUUUUGUGUGCCUUUUGUGCUGUACAGGCUAUGAUCCGAUUAUAAUUGAUGAAAUGUAAAUAAAAUUAUGAUAUUGCAAACCUGGUAUUAUUGUACAUGUUUUACCUCAUGUGUUUUAAGUAUUACGUGAUGGUUAGCAUGGUCAUUAAGAUCUUGCAUCAAUAACUCAGUUUUGGUCUAUUUUGGUCAUUUCAGUGCUCUGAAGCAAAUACAAAAUGUCACCAAAUGAGUCAUCAUUGCUUGCAUGACAGAUGUUUGCUAUGCAAACAUCUGUAGAGGGGUUGUCGUGUCUAGGUAUCAUUAUCAGUUAAAUACACUUCAUUAUAUUGAAUGUCUACUGUCAAGGUGCAUACCUUUCACAACUGUGAAACCUAGUAUACUUUUAAGUUAAUCAUAUAUUUUGACUGAUGACCUUUGAGAGUAUGGAGAUGCAAUGUAUAGAGUAUGUAGUUUGUGACAAAUCCACUCUCAACAUUGCCUUCCUGCCAUAGUCACUCAUGUUUCACCCAAGUGGCAUGUCAAGUCUUUCCGG